AUGGGUGCACCAGUCAUUCUAUGUGGCAAAACAGAACAAAUCGGCCAAGGCGUGAUUGCCACCCUAAAGCCCGAGUACGAUGUUAUUCAUUUUGUGAUGUCCCCGGCAAGUGGUGCCGUGCAGAUCCCCGCCAUUUUAAGGGGGGACCAGCAACCGCCAUCAGACUCUAGACUGGGCAGCAAAGAUUACUCUAAACCGCCAGUCGCCGUCAUUCUAGGCGCGGCUUUCGACGAUGGUGAUACCGCUGUGAUGAUGGAGGCUGCGGCAGGCAUCAAGCCCAUUCCAUGGCUACGCCCAGACCUCACCAAGGCUACUCCACCCGUAGGUCCAGAGUAUGGCAAGGCGCUCGUUGCGCGUAUUAAGGUACUUCUGGCACAGCUGGAAAAGGAGGGCAAGAUGAAUGAGGAGACGGUUCAAUGGUACUGA
Messenger RNA from Xylaria bambusicola, 426 nucleotides. RefSeq lists its product as uncharacterized. Bases 1 to 426 code for a protein of 141 amino acids. The transcript is spliced from 2 exons. Lineage: Eukaryota; Fungi; Ascomycota; Sordariomycetes; Xylariales; Xylariaceae. The record is from RefSeq and is a predicted model, not a curated record.